GCCUCCUCUUUUUAAAUUCCGCGAUAUUCUCUCCUUUGCCCCUCCAUUUUUUAAUUUAAUUUACCAAAAUUCCAAGCUUCCACUCUCUCCUUCUCUCUCUCCUUCCACUUCAUAAACCACUCUUGCAGUCUCUUGGAUGACAUUUUCGUAAUUAAUGGCUGUGAGUUCCAGUGGUUUUACGACUCACCCUGAUUUCAAGCGCAGCCGACUCAGCAGUUCUCCUUUCCACGCUAACAAUAACGGACUUGAGUUGAGGAAGAAGAAGCGGAGACUGAGCCUGUUCCUUGACGGUAAUGGAGUUCGGGUGAAUCGAAUCAGUAGUUGCUGUUGCUCUGACUCAGUGGUUCGCAGAGCGUCCGGGUCGGGUAAUAGCAUUGAUAAAACCGAGGAGAAACGCUCUCAUAGAAGUCGUGUCCAAGCCAUUACUGCAUUGCCAUUUCCCUCUCCUCAGUCUCGCUUCGGUACGAAACAAGAGAAGUUUUAUUCGAGAUGUACGCCGAGAAAUUCCGGCCCACAGUCGCGAGAUACACCGCCGAAGAGAGAUACUGGUAUUGCGAAUGAGAAAGAUAUGGGAAUCGACUUGUUAAACGAGAAAGUGAAUGAGAGUGGGAUUAAUGAGGAUGGAAGUAGUUGGUUUCGAAAAAGUGGAGAGGAUCUUGGCGAAAAUGGUUAUAGAUGUAGGUGGAAGAAGAUGGGUGGUCGAUCACAUGAUACUUCUUCUCAAUGGGAAGAAACGUGGUGGGAGAAAGGCGACUGGACCGGAUACAAAGAGCUAGGCGUGGAGAAAUCUGGAAGAAAUGCUGAAGGGGACACGUGGUGGGAAACAUGGCAAGAGAUGCUUCAUCAAGAUGAAUGGAGUAAUCUUGCAAGAAUAGAGAGGAGUGCACAGAAACAAGCGAAGUUGGGCACUGAAAAUGCUGGAUGGUAUGAGAAAUGGUGGGAAAAAUAUGAUGCUAAAGGUUGGACUGAGAAAGGGGCAAAUAAGUAUGGAAGAUUGAAUGAGCAGUCAUGGUGGGAGAAGUGGGGGGAGCAUUUCGAUGGAAGAGGCUCCGUCACAAAAUGGACAGAUAAAUGGGCUGAGACUGAAUUGGGAACCAAAUGGGGAGACAAGUGGGAAGAAAAGUUCUUUGCUGGCAUAGGUUUGCGCCAUGGGGAGACAUGGCAUGUUUCUCCUAGUGGUGGAGGCUGGUCAAGGACGUGGGGAGAGGAACAUCUCGGGAACGGGAAAGUUCACAAAUAUGGAAAAGGCACAACAGGUGAAAGCUGGGAUAUUGUUGUGGACGAGGAAACCUAUUACGAGGCUGAACCCCAUUAUGGAUGGGCUGAUGUCGUGGGUGAUUCAAGCCAGUUGCUAUCAAUCGAACCUCAGGAAAGGCCACCUGGUGUCUACACGUAUCUCGAUUUUGGGUCGUCACCUCCACCUUCAGCUGAUGACUCGCUGGACUUGCCUUCCCCUCCCUUGCAAUGAAGACCUGAUUUUUCAGGCUCCUCAUUUUCUUGUAGGUGUUUCAUAUUUAUCUCAUUUAAUUUCAAUCA
Molecule: messenger RNA, 1536 nt
Organism: Populus nigra (black poplar)
Lineage: Eukaryota; Viridiplantae; Streptophyta; Magnoliopsida; Malpighiales; Salicaceae
Product: protein EARLY STARVATION 1, chloroplastic-like
Exons: 11
Coding region: 155-1468 (437 amino acids)
Biological process (GO): starch metabolic process; regulation of starch metabolic process
Cellular component (GO): starch grain; chloroplast stroma
Molecular function (GO): starch binding
Source: RefSeq, a predicted model, not a curated record